CUUGACGUGUUGUUCAGUGGUGAUAAAGGUACAUGGACUUGGUACCCUCGCUGCACCUCAGUAUGCCUCACCUCGCCAACUUGACGUGUUGUUCAGUGGUGAUAAGGACCAAGUACAUGGACUUCUUGCCGCACCUUAGUACACCUCACCUCAUCCAUCAUGACCCCAAGUCUCAUGUGUCUAGGCCUGUUGGAUUUCAGUUACCAGACACCAUGUUAUAUGAAAAGAUGUAAUGAUAAAGUGAAGCAAUACCUCUUUCUUUCCUGCCCAACCAAAACAAACUAGGGGAAAACAGCUUACUUUUGCUGGGGUACCUGUUGCAUCAGUCAUUCCUUCGACAUCUACCUUUUCAUUCCUCGUAGACAAGCCAUGACUCCUCUAAUGAUAUAUGACAGAAACAUAACACAGCAUCAGUUAUUUCAAUUUACAAAGUUCGCAGGAAAAUGCUAUGAACGUAGAAAGUUCACUGAUGAAUUCAAUUAAAUCCUCUAAAACAUGAAAACCCACCCAUUAGGUUCAAAUUAUUUUGAAGAAGUCAGUUGCCUGUUUAUCCUCUCAGAAACAAUGUCAAAGAACUUUCUGCACAUACCUCAUUGGCAACAGUAGACACCUCCUUCAACCCAUCCACUUUUGCGACGGAAUCUGAUACAAGAUAUAGCAAUAGGAGAGAAUAAUUUCCAAAACUGCUUUCAUUUUUCUAAUUAUGUUGGUUGUUAAUCUUAGGCUGUAAAGUACACACGAUAACAAUCCUAUAUAGCUGAUUCUUGAAUGUGAAGGAAUUGUAGAUUGACUUAAUUAUAUGGCAAUUGAGCUUCCUUUGUAAAUUGAUUGAAACAGUUUGCAGGAAAGAAUCUAAUAAUGGAAUAUGGUAAGUGAAUUCUACCAAGUAACUUUACAUAUUGUUGAUGCAAGCAAAUACACCUUUGGGUUAUCUGAUAAAUCAAAGAUUCUUCAGUUCUACUACAGGUCAACAUCGCGUGAGUUACGAAGGCUGGACAGUGUUUCUCGUUCGCCAAUUUAUGCGUCAUUUACUGAGACACUAGAUGGAUCAUCAACUAUAAGAGCAUUCAAAUCAGAGGAGUUAUUCUUGGCCAGCUUCACUGAGAAUGUGACCUUGUAUCAACGGACUUCUUACUCAGAGAUAAUUGCAAGUUUGUGGCUUUCCCUACGUCUUCAGUUGUUAGCAGCAUUUGUUGUCUCAUUUGUUGCUGUGAUGGCUGUUAUUGGAUCCCAUGGACACCUCCCCAUCAAUCUAGGUACUCCAGGGCUGGUAGGCUUGGCUCUUUCUUAUGCAGCUCCAAUUGUAUCUUUACUGGGAAGCUUUUUGACGAGCUUCACUGAAACAGAGAAGGAAAUGGUAUCUGUUGAGAGGGUUCUUCAGUAUAUGGACAUCCCUCAAGAAGAACUUCAUGGAUGCCAGUCGAUAGAUCCAGAUUGGCCGCUUCAGGGGCAUAUCGAGUUUCAGAAUGUGACACUUAGAUAUAUGCCUUCUUUGCCUGCUGCAUUGCGUAAUCUUACUUUUACCAUUCCGGGAGGAACACAGGUUGGAAUUGUUGGAAGAACUGGUGCUGGCAAAUCUAGUGUCUUGAAUGCAAUAUUCCGUCUCAACCCAAUAUGUGAAGGGUGUAUUGUAGUAGAUGGCAUAAACAUAGAUGAUGUUUCUGUGAGAGACCUUCGCUCACAUUUCGCUAUUGUUCCACAGACUCCAUUUUUGUUUGAAGGAUCAUUAAGGGAUAACUUAGAUCCAUUCCGGGUGAUUGAUGACUUAAAAAUUUGGAAGACCCUAAAGAAAUGUCAUAUCGAGGAGGAGGUCAAAGAAGGAGGGGGACUGGACAUGCAUGUAAAGGAGUCUGGAACAUCGUUUUCUGCUGGCCAGCGACAGCUCCUUUGCCUAGCACGUGCAUUUCUCAAAUCUUCCAAGGUCCUAUGUUUGGAUGAAUGCACAGCCUGUGUAGACACUCAAACAGCUUCGAAACUACAGAAUGUGAUAGCUAGUGAAUGCAGAGGCAUGACGGUGAUCACAAUUGCUCACCGCAUUUCCACAGUUUUAAACAUGGACAAUAUCUUGAUUCUUGAUAAAGGGACCCUGGUUGAACAAGGAAACCCACAGGUUCUUCUGCAGGAUGAGUUGUCCAGAUUUUCGAGUUUCGCUAAAGCUUCGACAAUGUAAUACCUAACAAAUACUGCUUGUUCUAGAUGUAGUGAUCGUGCGGGGCACCAGUAUUUGUGUUUUACAUUGUGAAUAACAUCCUUGUACUAAAUUGUAUGUUGCAUCAAAGUGGAUUCUGUCUGUUGUCUCAACCAGGAGGGCUGAGUAUUUGGGUUGAACUUGCUUGAUCACAUCAUAUCUUGCAAAUUUGAGAAACAGUCUCUAAUAACUGAAUUCUUUGGAGGUAUUAUCUUAAGCUA
Molecule: messenger RNA, 2409 nt
Organism: Ilex paraguariensis (yerba mate)
Lineage: Eukaryota; Viridiplantae; Streptophyta; Magnoliopsida; Aquifoliales; Aquifoliaceae
Source: the annotation of a GenBank genome assembly